AUGACCACCGAAUCUCCUGUCAAAAGACAACUUCACGCCGCGAUCCUCCCACAGUCCGAUCUGAAUGGCUGUCAAGGGGCCCUCUCAACGAUGGGCAUGCGUAUCAGACAGUCCGUCGACCGCGGGUAUCAGACACCACAGUCGCUUUCAGCGCCUGUUUCUUCGCCUUCGCACUUUUCCAACGUCUGCAUGCAGGACAACUCCAACUUCACGAUCCCAGAGUACAAGCGUGUUCCGCUAUCUGGUGCUCGUCAAGCUCCGAUGCUCGUCAACGAGCGCACGGUCUCGAGUUCCAGCUCUCUCGCCAUGUGGGAAAGCCAACUGGACGAGCGUCUGGAGCACAUUGACAACGACAUCAUGCGCAACAAGCUGGGCGCCGGAGAUCUCAUGAUGGGCGUCAAACGGGGCUUCGACCAGGUCUCUGAGUGGUAG
Molecule: messenger RNA, 432 nt
Organism: Lachancea mirantina
Lineage: Eukaryota; Fungi; Ascomycota; Saccharomycetes; Saccharomycetales; Saccharomycetaceae
Source: the annotation of a GenBank genome assembly